This is a messenger RNA of Camelina sativa (false flax), 1925 nucleotides long. Its product is annotated as importin subunit alpha-6. The record is from RefSeq and is a predicted model, not a curated record. NCBI's taxonomy places the organism in Eukaryota, Viridiplantae, Streptophyta, Magnoliopsida, Brassicales, Brassicaceae. Gene Ontology annotation, molecular function: nuclear import signal receptor activity; protein binding. Gene Ontology annotation, cellular component: cytoplasm. Gene Ontology annotation, biological process: protein import into nucleus.
UCCCCGAAAACCCUGAUUCUCCUCUACUUCUUCCUCUUCCUCUCUGACUCCUGAAAAAAAAAGAAAAAUCAAAAAGGCUCGAUCGAAUCGUUGUUCGUCUAUACACUAAUUCCUUCAGAAUCUAGUUGAUUCGAUUAAGCUACCAUACCAUGUCUUAUAGACCGAGCGCGAAGACCGAGGUUCGUAGGAACAGGUACAAGGUAUCUGUUGACGCCGAUGAAGGUCGUCGGAGAAGGGAGGAUAACAUGGUGGAGAUUAGGAAGAACAAGAGAGAGGAGAACUUGCAGAAGAAGAGACGUGAAGGCUUUACUGCUCCCUUGGCGUCACAGCUUGGCCAGGGUUUCUCCUCUUCUCUUCCUACUGAAACCAGAUUGGAGAACUUACAACAGUUGGUUAUCGGAGUAAGCUCGGAAGAUAGAGACGCACAACUGGCGGCGACUGCUGGCUUAAGGAGAUUGCUUUCAAUUGAGCGAAGUCCUCCAAUCACUGAAGUUGUUCAAUCUGGUGUUGUUCCUCGCCUUGUGCAAUUUCUUUCCAGGGAUGACUUCACCCAGCUUCAGUUUGAGGCAGCUUGGGCGCUCACCAAUAUCGCUUCAGGGACGUCUGAGGACACUAAGGUCAUUAUAGAAAGUGGUGCUGUCCCUUCUUUCAUCAAGCUUCUCAGCUCUCCUAGUGAGGAAGUCCGGGAACAGGCUGUUUGGGCAUUGGGAAACGUCGCUGGUGACUCACCAAUAUGCCGUGAUCAUGUCCUCGGUUGCGAUGCCAUGAUGUCUCUUCUGGCUCAAUUCAACGAGCAUUCAAAGCUCUCCUUGCUGAGGAAUGCUACAUGGACAUUAUCAAAUUUCUGCAGAGGGAAGCCGCAACCAGCGAUUGAGCAGACAACACCAGCUUUACCAGUUCUUGAGCGCCUUUUGCAUUCAACCGACGAAGAAGUUCUCACAGAUGCAUCAUGGGCUCUCUCAUAUCUCUCUGAUGGUACAAAUGAGAAAAUACAAACUGUUAUCGACUCUGGUGUCAUCCCUCGCCUUGUUGUGCUCUUAGCUCAUCCGUCGCCCUCAGUUCUGAUUCCAGCUCUCCGUACCAUUGGUAAUAUUGUUACCGGAGAUGAUAUGCAGACUCAGGCGGUUAUAGACAGUCAUGCGCUUCCUGGUCUGUUAAACAUAUUGAAAAACACAUACAAGAAGAGCAUCACGAAGGAAACUUGCUGGACUAUCUCUAACAUUACAGCUGGGAACUCAAGUCAAAUUCAAGAAGUGUUUAAAGCAGGCAUUAUUCAGCCUCUGAUUAACUUGCUUCAGAACGGUCAGUUCGAAAUUAAAAAAGAAGCUGUCUGGGCAAUUUCUAAUGCAACUUCUGGUGGCAGUCCUGACCAAAUCAAGUUUCUCGUGAGCCAAGGCUGCAUUAAACCACUGUGUGAUCUCCUGACCUGUCCUGAGCCAAGGGUCGUCACAGUGACUUUGGAAGGUCUAGAGAACAUUCUGAAAGUUGGUGAAGCCGACGCAGUUGAAGAUAAUGUCUAUGCGCAGAUGAUUGAUGAGGCAGGAGGUCUGGAGAAGAUUGAGAAUCUUCAGAGUCACGAUAAUAAUGACAUUUACGAGAAAGCUGUGAAAAUCCUCGAGUCGUUUUGGGCUGAAGACGACGAGGGUGAAACUGGCGGUGCGGAUGCUCCUCAGACUUAUCAGCAGUCUUCCGGUUUCCAAUUCGGAAACCAGGGUGGUCAUGCUCCUAUAGGUGGUUUCAACUUUGGUUGAAGGUUUAUGUAGUAGAAAGAAUCAAAGUUAUUUUGAGUUGCUUCUGGACUCACGUGGUCGUUUUGAAAUUUGUAGGGUGUUUCAUUUCUUUGGUUACGUUUUGAAUUUUAAAAGAUUGGAUAUUUUUUUUGUCGCAUUUGUGACGGAAAUUAAAGUGUUAUUAUCUUUAUUCUA